CUAGAGGAAGUAUCCGCAUAACCCUACCCUACCAAGCCCAAACCCAAAUCCAACCACUGCGUCUCUAUAAUCUUUCUUUUUCUUAACCAUCCCGGCCAUGGGGUAAGGGAGGAGCGAGGAAGGAAAAGUCUCAGAGGACCGUUCAUGUACAUUUCUAUCAUUUCUAUCAUUUCUAUCAUUUCUUCUUUCUCUUAUCGCCCAGUUAUACCAUUACCCGUCGUCCUUUCCCCCAUUUUAUAUCAUAUGAAUACUAAUUAAUCUCUAUUUGACUUGGCGGCAACUGCCAGCAAUCUUUCCCUUAUGAUUUUAAAACACCACCUCACAAAUUUUUAUCCAUCUGUCCAUCCACCUGUCCAUCCACCUGUCCAUCCACCUGUUUCCUUUUUCCGAUCAAUAGCAAAAUGGACCACAACCAUAUCUUCGUAGGAGCGCACCUUUACAAGAGAAGUUACUUCCCAAGAAACCUAUAGGUAAAGACAGGAAUACCGAAUCGAAGCAGCCACUUCCUUCACCUUCCGACCAAAAGGCAUGUUAUUCUUUGUCUGAUAUACUACAAAUCUAAUUUUCUUAUAGGCUAAGGGUCAAAAACGUAAACAAGUACAAGCAAACGAAGGCAUCUCUUCUAUCAUGAAUCCACCUCCGAAACGAUUACGAAUAUCCUCUCCAAAACCUUCUAUUAAAGAUACAAUCGGCGGCGAAAGUACAAGAAUUGAUGUUAGCGAAGAAGAUAUCGAUCCAUUGGAAUAUUGGAGGACAGAAUUCUAUUGGCCAAAGAAAUACUUUGAACGGGAAAGCCAUAUGAAUCCGCUUGCGAGGAAAAAAUCUUCAUCUUUUCGUAGCGAACAAUGGGAAGCUGGUUAUACUACACCUACAUCUAUUACGCCUAGCGAUCAAAAGCCGAGGGAAGUAAAAAGCGCUCCUUAUACAGACCCGAGCUAUACAAUUGUUCUUGCAACCAAGGGUAGCUUUAUGGAUACGUCCGAUCUGGAUAUUACAAACACAAGCAAGAAUCUCUGUCGAAUUUUGCUAGAAACAGAACAGACUGUACCUAAAAACUCUUUAUUUCGCGAUGAAAUAUUCGAUAGAGUUUGUGAAAAGAUUCAGGAUAAGAAUAAAGCAAGAGUAAUUCAAGAUAUUGACCAAUUGAUCGUUCCUUCUGCAGAGAACUUAGCUACAUAUAAUACUACACAUCUCAAUCAUUUAAUUGAAAAUGUGAAUGAGGAUUGGAAUAAUGCUAUACCUUUUCACAAUCCUCGUCCACAGCCUGACUAUUCAGUAGAGUUCGAACGAAGUGCAUUUACAAACGAUCAAUUGCAAAAACUUAUACCUUUUGUUGGCGAACUUACAAAUGAACUCACUUCUUAUUUUAUAAUUACUUGACGUAUGUAUCUUCCAUUUCUAACAUCGGAAAUGAAAUGUAGUGAUACAUCUCUCGAUAUUGCUGAUCGACAAAAUUGUCAUAAUAUAACAAUUGCAGUAAAAGGGAUAAUUGAACUUUUC
Sclerotinia trifoliorum is the source of this 1500-nucleotide messenger RNA. The record is from the annotation of a GenBank genome assembly. Lineage: Eukaryota; Fungi; Ascomycota; Leotiomycetes; Helotiales; Sclerotiniaceae.